This is a messenger RNA of Saitoella complicata NRRL Y-17804, 1252 nucleotides long. RefSeq lists its product as uncharacterized. Gene Ontology annotation, molecular function: antiporter activity. The coding region runs from base 68 to 1102 and encodes 344 amino acids. NCBI's taxonomy places the organism in Eukaryota, Fungi, Ascomycota, Saitoellomycetes, Saitoellales, Saitoellaceae. Gene Ontology annotation, cellular component: Golgi apparatus. Gene Ontology annotation, biological process: GDP-fucose import into Golgi lumen; protein O-linked glycosylation via fucose. The transcript is spliced from 2 exons. The record is from RefSeq and is a predicted model, not a curated record.
ACCCGCCUCGACCCAAAACACAACACCAUCCAUCCCUCCUCCCUCCUCCCUCUUCGAACAUUUCAAUAUGGCCGCAGAUCAGCAACCCUCAAAGCUGAAAGUCGCUGCAACGAUCCUCUUCCACUCAUCCUCCGCAAUCCUCGUCACCCUCACCUCGAAACAUGCACUCACGACCGUGAACUCGCCAAGCGCGUUAUUGUUGAUGCAGUACCUCGUCGCGGUGGGGUGUAUCGCCGUUGUUGGGAUGCCUUUGGGUUGGCUGAAAGGUGUUUCUUCCUCAUGGCGGGUCUGGAGAUCCUUCUACCCCUUGGCACUCGCCCGCCUCGUAGGCGUCCUCGCAAAGACCUACUGCCUCGCUGCCGUAAACGCCUCCUUCUACCAAAUCGCCCGCGGCCUCCUCCUCCCCUUCACCCUAAUCCUCGGCUCCAUCUUCCUCGCCCCCAAACCCACAUACUCUCCUCACUCCCUCCUCGGCGCAGGCCUCGUCAUGCUCGGCUUCGUAUUCGGGGUCGUCACGGAUCUAGAUCAGAUGCAGACGUCGACGAUUGGUGUCGCACUUGGGGUUGGGAGUUCAUUGACGACGGCUGUGGAGACGAUUGUUGUCAAGAUCUUUUUGGGGAAGAGGGAGGGGGAGACAGGCGUCUUUUCGAUGAUUUUCAUGACGAAUAUCAUGGCGUUCGUCACACUCCUCCCAAUCUUCGUCUUCACGGGCGAGUAUGCGUCACUGGUGUCGCUAUCCCUCACCUCCCCCCUCGCACUCCGCUCAUUCCUCCACGGCUCCCUCAUCACAGGUCUUUCCUCCUUCCUCCUCACCGUGGCAACAUUCACCCAGAUCUCAGUGACAUCCCCAACGACCCACAUGAUCGUCACCGCAGCCCGUGGUGUCGCGCAAAGUCUCCUCGCGAUCGUGGUCCUCAACGAGCCGAACGUUGGGUCGAGAUACUUGGGUAUGGCCGCCAUUUUGGGUGGGAGUGGGUUGUAUGCGUGGGGGAAGACGAAGAAGGCUGUUAUUGGUGGGGGUGGGAGGGGGAGUGAGGCGCAGUAUGAGCAGGUUAGGAUGGAGGAGAUUGAGGAGAAGGGGAAGGGGAAGUUGGUUGUCUGAACUGGACAUGAGCAUGGGAAUUGAUGAUCGACGACAUGGAUGAACGGUGUUAGAGCGUGAGAUGCGCAUGAAGUACAUGGUGGAUAUGUGUCUUAUGAAUUGGGUUUCUUAUACUAGAGUAGACAAGGUCAACACAGCGGUUGAUAGCAU